This is a messenger RNA of Myripristis murdjan (pinecone soldierfish), 1257 nucleotides long. It is a transcript of the gene cd79b, whose product is annotated as CD79b molecule, immunoglobulin-associated beta. The record is from RefSeq and is a predicted model, not a curated record. Gene Ontology annotation, biological process: B cell differentiation; B cell receptor signaling pathway. Gene Ontology annotation, cellular component: B cell receptor complex; external side of plasma membrane. Bases 87 to 713 code for a protein of 208 amino acids. The transcript has 5 exons. NCBI's taxonomy places the organism in Eukaryota, Metazoa, Chordata, Actinopteri, Holocentriformes, Holocentridae.
CAAGCAAGGUUUUCACAACCGCAGAGGAAUGCUGACUUGUAUUCAUCUGUAAUAGGGAUAUUUUACUUUCAACCAUCAUCAUCAUCAUGCGCUGGCUACUGAUUGGAUGUUAUGGGCUUGCUUUGGUCAGCCUCUCAUUGGCCUUGGAACUAAAACAGUCACUCUACCAGAUGCCCCGGUUCCUUCGGAUGAGAACCGAAUCAGAGAUGACCAUUGAAUGUCAGGGCAGGCCGGCAAAACUGUCUGACAAUAACUGGAUAGAGUGGUAUAUGGCGACUAAGUAUGACAAAAAGAUUGAAGAUCGCAUCAAACUAUCAAACAAAAAAGGGGUCAAUAUUGUAGGGCGCCACCUCUUCAUCAAACCUCUGACCGCAGAGCACACUGGAGUGUAUUACUGCAAACUGAACAGCACAUGGGGAUCAGGGACCGAAGUGCAAGUUUUCAGGCCAACAAAACGUGAAGACUUACUUCGCAGGAGCAAGAUGAAAGACACUCUCAUCAUCCUCCAGGGCCUGUUGCUGGCCAUAUGUGUUGCUGCUUUACUACUACGCAACCAGACACUGAUAAAGAAAAAGGAGUCCAUUUAUGAAAUACCUGAAACUGAUCAUAUCUAUGAGGGCUUGGCGAUCGAGUCGUGUGCAGGAGGUCUGUACGAGGACAUCUCUGUGUAUGCUCAGCCUGAGGGCGCUGAGGCCCCCUGGGAGCAGGACUGAGACUGCUGUGCCACUUGUUGCUGCAGACCUCACCGCCUCAGCACACUUACCAUAAGUUUUACUCAGCGUCCCAAGAGAGGGUCCUGCCCAGACAAAGAAAUGUUUCACUUUCAUCCAAUGAGAUGAGCUGUUGUGGUAACUAAACAAAACAAAGCAAAACGAAAAAAGCACUUGUGGUUAAACGGCAUAUUCAUCCUACAGUGUUUGCUAUGUGUCAUCAUGCUUUUUUGCUGUUAAUUUGCAGUGGACUGAACUGAUAUCCUGAUGUGUUGGUGCUAUUUGAGUGAGAUAGUAGCUGUGCUGAGCUCACCUCUCUGCAUGCUGUGAGCACAAAUCUGACUGAGGUGACAUCUCCUGUAGCACAAUUUAACCUUUCUACAGCUCAAACAUGACAAAAGCGCCUUUUUUUUUUUUUUUUUUUUUUUUUGGUGCUUCGAGUGGCUUUUUUUUAAUGAAUAGUGCUGCAUGUUGUUUGAUGAUGAGUUGUUUGACAAAAAUGUGUGGUUUAUCUUGUUUGUCCCUCAUAUCUUUGUACGUAAACCCU